AUGACCGACAACCUACCCUCAAUCUGUAGCUCUAACGUGGCUUUGUGUAGAAGAUGCAGUUCUGGACUUCCUCACCUCGCAUUCAUAAUUUUUGACCUUGAAUUUGUAGCAGCGAGUCUGCCUGCCUCGCGUUUGGCUUUGUUAGUAGAUGAAUAUGUAGAGCUUCGGUUUGCCUCUUCUCACGUUCAUGUGGUCUUCUUUUCCAAAACUAUAAGUCAAUUUAUUGUCUGUGUGCAAGCUUUUCCGAUGGUUGCUGUCAGACCUGCUUCAUGGUAUGCCUUCUGUAAAUUUCCUUUGCUUUUGACAUCGUCUACAUUUUCAUUCCUGCAUUCCCUCCCUUUUGCCCUUGCUACUAACUUCAGCUUUGGUUCCUAUAGCUCAAAUCCUCGCAACACUGAAGAGUUUGUCGCUUCUUUCCAUGCUUUUCUUCAUAGGAAUCCCCGUCGAAUGACUUUAUCUUUCUUUGCCCUAGGGAAGAUUCUUAAGGUAGGGUGUCAGCCUGAUACGAUUACUUUGAAUACACUCUUGAAGGGCCUUUGCAUUAAUAAUGACGUUGGGAAGGCCUUAGAUUUUCAUGAUGAUCUUAUAGAAAAAGGGUUUCAGUUAGACAGAGUUAGUUAUGGUACACUCAUCAACAAGCUAUGCAAAACAAGGAAAACAAGGUUCAUAACAGAAGCUCGUGAUUUAUUUCAUGAAAUGAUUAAUUUGGGAAUGUCUCUAAAUGCUGUGACCUACAACUGUUGUCUAAUACAUGGUUUUUGUUCCAUAGAUAACUGGCUAAAGGUUGCAAAGUUGUUUAAGCAAAUGAAACUUAAAGGCAUCAACCCUAAUAUUCAUACUUUUAAUAUAUUGGUUGGGGCAUUUUGUAAGGGAAGAUGCCUCACCAAAGCUAAAGCUAUUGUUGGCAUGAUGAUAAAGAAGGGUGCGAAACUUGAUGAAGUUACUUACGGCUCUUUAAUGGAUGGGUACUAUUUGAUUCAUAAUGUUGGUAGUCAAGAGUCUUCUUGGAGUGAAGUAAUUGUCUUUGUAUGUGAGAUUGUUAUGCUCAACGCUUUGAGGACAUAA
Messenger RNA from Prosopis cineraria, 1065 nucleotides. Its product is annotated as pentatricopeptide repeat-containing protein At1g62680, mitochondrial-like. Gene Ontology annotation, molecular function: protein binding. Lineage: Eukaryota; Viridiplantae; Streptophyta; Magnoliopsida; Fabales; Fabaceae. Bases 1 to 1065 code for a protein of 354 amino acids. The transcript is spliced from 5 exons. The record is from RefSeq and is a predicted model, not a curated record.